This is a messenger RNA of Chelmon rostratus (copperband butterflyfish), 3456 nucleotides long. Its product is annotated as glypican-1-like. The transcript has 10 exons. Gene Ontology annotation, molecular function: fibroblast growth factor binding. Bases 187 to 1812 code for a protein of 541 amino acids. NCBI's taxonomy places the organism in Eukaryota, Metazoa, Chordata, Actinopteri, Chaetodontiformes, Chaetodontidae. The record is from RefSeq and is a predicted model, not a curated record. Gene Ontology annotation, biological process: cell migration; regulation of protein localization to membrane; negative regulation of fibroblast growth factor receptor signaling pathway. Gene Ontology annotation, cellular component: extracellular region; plasma membrane; cell surface.
CUGCCGCCCGGCUCUUCUGUGUGUUAGUUCACCGGCGCUCCGUGCACUUUGAACGGGGGACUCUGCUCCUGCUGACAGACUGAAAACUCUUUAAAGGCAGGGAUUCUCUCCUGUUCGAUUCACACGGACCAGAAGGCUUCAGGAUUUUCUGAUCGACUGGAAGAAAAAGGGACUACUCCUGUGAAGAUGCGUCUCCCGGUGCUUGUGUGUGUGUUGGCGUGUCUGUCUGCAGCACCGGGCCCGGUGACCGGGGCGGAGAGAAGCUGCAGCGACCUGCGGCAGUUCUACACCGGGAAGGGCUUCACUCUAGUGGGGGUGCCCCAGACAGAAAUCUCGGGUGAACAUCUGAGGAUGUGUGUUCAGGGUCCGACCUGUUGCACCAGCGCCAUGGAGGAGAACCUGGCCGGUCUGAGCACCCGAGAGACAGAGGGACUGAUCAGAGAAGCCGGCAGGUCGCUGCAGGCUGCCUUCAACGCUCUCCACAGGAGCUUUGACACUUAUUUCACUGAGCUGCACAGCCGUUCUGAGCGCUCCCUGCAGGAGGCGCUGUCUCCGCUCGGCCCUCUGUACUCCCAGAACACUCGCCUCUACGGAGAUCUGUACGCCGACCUGCGACAGUACUAUCGGGGCUCCGCUCUCAACCUGGACGAGACCCUGUCUGAGUUCUGGUCCCGACUCCUGGAGCGCACCUUUAAAACCUUCGCCACCACAGAUGUCAACCUGUCAGAGGACUACCUUGAAUGUGUUGCUAAGCAACAGGAGACGCUGCGGCCAUUCGGAGACAUCCCACGGGACAUGAAGGCGAAGGUGAUCCGGGCUUUUGUCACAGCCAGGUCGUUUGUCCAGGGGCUGAUAGUCAGCGGAGAGGUGGUCAGGAAGGUCUCACAGGUAUCGCUGAGCCCUGAGUGUAUGAAGGCCCUGAUGAAGCUGGUUUACUGCCCCCACUGUCGUGGCCUGGCCUCCGUCAAGCCCUGCUCCAACUACUGCUCCAACGUCAUGAAGGGCUGCCUGGCCAACCAAGCUGACCUGGACCCCGAGUGGCAAAACCUCAUAGACACCAUGAUCCAGGUGGCCUCUAGUUUCAGCAUGGAGCCCAGUCUUGAUGUGGUACUCUCCUCCAUCCCUGCUCGGAUGUACGAGGCUGUUCGCUUCCUGCAGGAAAACAUGGACACUUUCAUAGCGAAAGUGUACCAGACAUGUGGAACUCCAGGUGAAACAGGAACAGGAAGUCCCACCCCCCAUGAGCAGAGGAAGAAGAGUGGCUCCCUGACCGCAUCAGAGUACAAACCUUCUCCGACCGCUGGACUCAGACUGGAGAUGCAGGUGUCAGAUCUGUCCAGCAAGCUGAGGGAGAUGCGACAGUACUGGGUCCAGCUUCCCGUGGCACUUUGCAGCAAACUGGCAGCAGGGGGCGCCAGUCAGGAUAAAUGCUGGAAUGGCAUUACAAGAGCCAGGUAUCUUCCAGAGAUGAUGGGUGACGGCUUGGCCAGUCAGAUCAACAACCCAGAAGUGGAGCUUGACAUCACGAAACCAGACAUGACCAUCCGGCAGCAGAUCAUGCAACUCAAAAUCAUGAGCAACAGGCUGAAAAAUGCACUGGAUGGCAACGACGUGGACUUCCAGGACGCAAGUGAUGACAUCAGCGGCUCAGGAAGCGGGAUGUGCGUAGGUGGUCAGUGUUCUCGGAGCAGACCGGGAUCGUAUGCCUACACGCCAGGCAACAAACGAGUCAGAGGCGCAGCCACGUCUCAGAGCCGCCUCUGUAGCCUCCUACUCCUGCUCCCACUGGCCGUCCUGCUGCUUCAGCGAUGAUGGACUGCCGCCGCCUCCAAUCAGACUCUGAAGUUGAGGGUAGGGCGGGACCAUAGGAUGGACAAGAAGGGGUGUGGCGGGGGAAAAGAUUGGAACUUAACUUUGCCAAAAAAUGAAAAAGACAUCUUGGGGAAUAAAUGAACAUUUUCUUUGACCAAGAUGAGCAAAAAUUGACAGUGACAAUAUUCUUUAUUUUGUUUCGCUCGGUUCCAAUUUGUCGUAGUUUGGGUGUGAUUCGUUGAUGUGGUGAUUUGUUGAGCUGGUUUCAAUGGAUUCUUAUGAUGCGGAAGAAAAUGGAGACGAGGAAGACGAAGAAGACAAAGAAGAGAAUGAUGAUGGAUGAUGAUGAAGAUAACGAUGGGGUCAUUGAUAAUGAUUUAUUGACGAUCAGGUCCAUUUAGCUCCAGUUUCCAGUCAGCAGGGGGCAGAGCUCAGUGAAAAAAGGUUUAGUGCUCCCAUAUGUGGUGCGUUCAACAAGGCUUUUUUUAAUUUCAUUUCAUUUUCUAACUAGAGUCGAGGUCGUCCACCUCAGCAAACAUUGUGUAAGUUGUAAAUGUUUGUGUACAUUAGCUAAAAGACUGGCACCAUAUUGAGCCAUGAAUGUACAGUAUAAUACUAUAUUGGCAAUGAAUCCCCCAUAAUCUGUGAUGUGGUCGUCCAGACGUCUUGGUGUGUGUUGGCAUAAACAGAUUUCUUUGGAAAAUUGCAGAUGAAUUAUCACAGUCCUGAAAUGUACAAGAUGUCGUGAUUGCAAGAUUUUACCUCACUUUUACUGUAUACCCAACCAUUUCAAAAGAAACAGGAAGUAUCACUUUUUUAAGAACUCGUCACCUUUGUGAAGCAGUCUCAUCAAAGCACAGGAGAGCGGUUGUAGUGACGACAGAAAACUGCACGUUACUCCGACACUCGCGGUUGCUGUACCACAAAAAUCUCCCCAGAGAACAUUUCAUGACGCAGUGAUGCUAGAGAGGACUCCUUGUUGAGGUCUUAGAAGCAACAAAGUGGCUGACAUACAGUGUGUCAAACCAAAGCACUUAUGACACUGCACACUUUUUUUUACAUUUUUUGACAGCAGACAUUUCCCUGAGUGCGUUGAACACUAGCAACGACAUUUUCACCAGGUUUGUAACCGCACAAAGUUAAAAGAAAACAAAGGUUUGCAGUCCAGCUUUUGUACAUACAGUACAGUACUGACAACAUGUAUACAUUAGCCUGGUGAUGUGUCAUUUACUUGGCAUGCCUUUCUUUCCGUCUGAACUAUACUGGUACAUGUGGGACUCCUGAUUUAAGCAAGUCUUGCACACACACACACACACACAUUGACACACACUGGGGUUGUGUAUUGAGCUGAUUUUUUUAUUUGUCCGUGUAUUUAAUCACACAUUUCAUUCAUUAAACUGUUUGAUUGUAGCAGUGGAUUUUGCCAUGCACAUUUUGAUUGGAUUAUUAUUGAUAAGGCGCACUCCGCUGAUUUUACACAUUAAAAUUUGGUGCAGACGUUCAAGGUCCCCAGAGGAGGGAUCGUAAUGACUUUGGGGAUCCUCUGAUAUUUCCUAUAUUACCGCAGUGAGUGUGCCAUGUGGUUUUAAAUGAAAUGUCACAUUAUCAGAUGGAUCGACAUUACAAUUCUAAUAGCUUUGAUGA